Betta splendens (Siamese fighting fish) is the source of this 1146-nucleotide messenger RNA. It is a transcript of the gene dmac2l, whose product is annotated as distal membrane arm assembly component 2 like. Bases 89 to 709 code for a protein of 206 amino acids. Lineage: Eukaryota; Metazoa; Chordata; Actinopteri; Anabantiformes; Osphronemidae. The transcript has 4 exons. The record is from RefSeq and is a predicted model, not a curated record.
AAAAGACCAAAGAAGAAGAGUUGAUCAGCUUCUUCUUCUACGUAUUUAACAGUUUGGGCGUUUUCUCAUUCAAAUUAAACUUCUGCGCAUGAAUGUCAUUUACUUAGAGCUCCGAGACAUGAGACUGUUGACGAAGGCAGCGCGCUGUGCUGUGAGUCACACGGAGCCGGGCCGCAGACACUUCUGGGGUUGGCUCAACGCAGUUUUUAACAAGGUGGACUACGAGAGGAUCAAGGCUAUUGGUCCAGACCGAGCCGCAGCGGAGUGGCUGCUGAGAUGUGGUGCCAAAGUGAGGUUCCAAGGUUUCGAUCGCUGGCAUCACGACUACAACGGGCUGCCAACUGGGCCUCUGGGCAGAUACAAGAUCCAGGCGAUUGACGCUACCGAAUCCUGCAUCAUGUACAGAGGGUUUGACCACCUGGAUGGUUUGACGUGUGUGGAGGAAAUCAAGCUCAACAAGUGUAUCUACAUUGAAGACACCUGCCUGGAGAGACUGAGCUCAAUAGAGAACCUGCAGAAGAGCUUGUACAUGAUGGAAGUUGUGUCGUGUGGAAAUGUGACCGAUAAGGGAGUCAUCGCUCUGCACAGACUCGGGAACCUGGAGUACCUGUUUCUCAGUGAUCUGCCGGGAAUCAAAGACAGACAGACGACAGUUGACAGACUACAGACAGCACUGCCACGUCUGGACAUAGCGCUGGACCUUGACUGACCGAUAACAAGCUUUCAGUCAUUUGUAUUUAAAUCUAGUGACUAUAUAAGUGAGGAGAGAAAACAGUCCAGUGAGGAGACGUUCAAGCACUUUACAUGGCUGAUACCAGUUGCUAUAUAUAGAGUGAUGUAUAUUUUAUUCGCAACAUUCAACAUAUUAAAGUUACCCCACAUGUGGACACAGAGAGAAACAAUGUGUGAAAGCUCUGAUUAUUUCCACAAUUAAAGUUGUUUAAAUAAUUUCUGUUCGGAUUAAUUUGGCAUUUGUACAAUAUCUGAGGACAGACAGACAGAUGGCUGAAAACAUCCUUAGCACCAGAGGCCCAGAGACAAUAAGUACAAUGUGAUCUAGUUACUGCUAAAUGUGAGUGACAAUGGGUCAAACCUAUAUGUCAAACUGUAUUCACCCCUGAUGUCAAUAAAUAUUAAUUUCGGAAA